AUGCUUACUACCAAGCCCACUCUGGUUCUGGUUACCGGUGCCAACCAAGGCAUCGGCUUCGAAGCCGUCAAGAAGCUAGUUCUUGAACACAAAAACUAUCAAAUCCUCAUGGGUGGACGGAGAAAGGACGCCCUUGAAGAUGCUGCUCGGCAGCUCAAGGAAAUAGAACCAAACGCCAAUGUUGAGCCGCUAGUACUCGACCUGACCUCGGAUGAAUCCAUUGCAGCGGCCGUGCAUUAUAUCAACGAAAAGCACGGUUAUCUCGAUGUUCUAAUCAAUAAUGCUGGAAUUAGUGGCAGCUCCGCUCGUGGUCCUUGGCCUCGAACAGAAUGGCAGGAAGUUUUCAACACCAACGUCUUCGGCACUUCAGUUCUCACAGAGUCGCUUCUCCCGCUUUUGGCGAAGUCAGAUAAAACAAAACGCAUCGUCUUCGUCACUUCAGAACUCGGCAGUAUCGAGCGGAAGUUCAAACCAUCAAAUGAGUUUGUCCUCCCUUACAAGGUCUACGCUGCUAGCAAGGCGGCCUUGAACAUGCUUUCGGUAAACUUGGCGAUGCAAUACUCGCAGGAUCCAACUUGGAAGAUCAACUUGGCAUGUCCAGGACACUGCGCGACGCGCUUCACCGACUACGCGGGUCCUGAUUCUCCGGCCAAUGGGGCACUCAAUAUCUGCCGUCUUGCCACGAUGGAAGUGGACGGAGAAACUGGUAGGAUGUCUAAUAGAUUUGGAACCAUUCCAUGGUAG
This is a messenger RNA of Clonostachys rhizophaga, 744 nucleotides long. The record is from the annotation of a GenBank genome assembly. Lineage: Eukaryota; Fungi; Ascomycota; Sordariomycetes; Hypocreales; Bionectriaceae.